Molecule: messenger RNA, 846 nt
Organism: Vittaforma corneae ATCC 50505
Lineage: Eukaryota; Fungi; Microsporidia; Nosematidae
Exons: 1
Coding region: 1-846 (281 amino acids)
Molecular function (GO): RNA binding
Source: RefSeq, a predicted model, not a curated record
AUGGACAGCCAAAGGCUUUCAGAAAGAGAAAGUGAUAAGAAUGGCGAAUUUUCUGAUAGGGAAGGCCGUAGGGAUGUCGACCGAGGAAGAGACCGUGACUACGAUAGGUCUCGCGGCGAUAGGUUUGCUGACCGAGGAAGAGACCGUGACUACGAUAGGCCUCGCAGUGAUAGGUUUGCUGACCGAGGAAGAGAUCGUGAAUAUGACAGGUCUCGUGAUAGUGAUAGGUUUACUGACAGAGAAAGAAGUGGCUAUGGAAGAAACGGAGAGUUUCCUGACAGAGGAGGCCGUAGGGACUUUGGCUACCGAGGAAGAGGCAGCUACGACGCACCUCGCGACAGCGACAGGAGAGAACCGUACAAUGGCUAUAGGGAUGAUGACAGAAGAAGGCCGUACGGUGGCUACAGAGAUGGCGACAGAUUUGGAUCUUCCAAGUACAGAGACGAUUACGGUGGCUUCAGGGACGAAUAUCCUAGAAAGCGUUCUAGGCAACUUCGUGAAGAUCCGGCUGAGCCCAACGAGACUAUUGGUGUUUUCAAUCUCAGCUACAACCUUACGCCUCGAGACUUUGAUGAAUACCUCAAUGAGAAGCUUGCCGAGUUUAAGGGCAGAUUCAGUACCAAGCUAGUCUUGAGUGCCUUUACUGACAGAUGUAGGGGGUAUGGCUUUGUGCACUUUGACAGUAUUGAGGACUCUAUCAAGGCAAAGGCUAUUCUUGAAAAUGGAGAAAUUCUUGGUCAGCCAUUCCGUGUGGCUUAUUCGAUCCAAAGGAGGCGCCCAUCUGAAUCAAGGGACUCUUUUUCUAGCCAGGAUCAGCCCGCUGAAAGUGUUCAAGAAAGGAAUUAA